Molecule: messenger RNA, 11392 nt
Organism: Trichomycterus rosablanca
Lineage: Eukaryota; Metazoa; Chordata; Actinopteri; Siluriformes; Trichomycteridae
Product: mucin-2-like
Exons: 46
Coding region: 1-11247 (3748 amino acids)
Cellular component (GO): extracellular matrix
Molecular function (GO): protein binding
Source: RefSeq, a predicted model, not a curated record
AUGGAGUGGAGUACAUGUACACUCUGUGUUCUGGUCUUGGCUAUGACCUGUGGCCUCCAGGUGAACGCCAUAAAGGUACACCAAAGAAACCAUGUUGACAACAUCUGUAGCAUUUGGGGAAAUUUUCACUUCAAGACGUUUGAUGGAGAUGUGUACCAGUUUCCCGGCACUUGCGAAUAUAACCUGGUCUCUGACUGCCAUGGACCUAUGCAGAGUUUCUCAGUGCAUGUAAGAAGAGCAGGGACAUCUCUGAACCCACAGAUCACCAGAGUUCUGGUUACCAUAGGAGACAUGGCUAUUGAGCUCACCAAAGGUCUGGUCAUGAUAAAUAAGGAUAUUGUUACACUGCCACAUUAUGUAGCAGGGGUGUUGUUGGAAGAGAACUCUGUCUACACUAAACUUUAUGCCAAACUGGGCCUCAGUGUUACAUGGAACAAAGACGAUGCAGUCAUGGUGGAACUGGACACAAAGUAUUCAAAUCGUACCUGUGGGCUUUGUGGAGAUUUCAAUGGCAUUGCUAUUUAUAAUGAGUUCCUGAUUGAUGCUCGUGUGAUUAGCUCCAUUGAGUUUGGUAACAAGCACAAGGUCCACAGCCCGAACAACUUCUGUGAAGACCCUUAUGAAGAACUUGUUGAUGAUCAAAGUAAAGUGGACAAGUGCCAAAAGUUUAGAUCAGACUGCUCACAACUGCUUGAGGAUAAAUCAUGGUCCUCCUGUAGGAUGGUUUUGAGUGCUGAGCCUUAUAUCCAGGCCUGUAUGUUGGACAUGUGUCAUGCUCAGCCAGGAGAUACUGAGCACACAGAGCCUCUUUGUACCACACUGUCUGAGUAUUCUCGCCAGUGCUCCCAUGCAGGGGGGACACCACCCAACUGGAGAACACCAACAUUCUGUGAGGUUCAGUGUCCCUUCAACAUGGUGUACUCUGAGAGUGGUUCCCCUUGCAUGGACACCUGCAUACACACAGACACCAGUUCACUGUGUGAGGAACACAAGAUGGAUGGCUGCUUCUGCCCACCUGGUACUGUGUUUGAUGAUAUCUCUAAAAGAGGCUGUGUUGCUCAGGAGAAAUGCCAGUGUAAGCACAACCAAGUGUACAACCCAGGUGAUGUGCUUCUCAAGGGUGAUGAAGAAUGUGUGUGUGAUCAGGGAAGGUGGAAUUGUAAGACUUUGUCAAUCCCAGCUCUAUGUGCUGUAGAGGAGGGUUCCCACUUCACCACCUAUGAUGGCAAAAAAUUUACCUUUCAUGGAAACUGCUACUACGUUCUUUCUAAGGACUGUGUGGACUCUAAGUUCAUUAUUUUGGGUCAGCUUAUUCCUUGUGUUACCCAGCAAACAGACACCUGCCUGAAGUCCAUUGCAUUACUACUCAACAAGGACAGGAGUAAUGUCUUAAUCAUCAAAGACGAUGGCAUAGUAAGGCACAAUGGAGAAAUAACACUCCCUUACAAGACAACUGAAUUCACUGUGUUUAGACCAUCAUCCUUCAACAUCAUACUGCAAACCUCUUUCGGGCUGCAGAUACAGGUGCAGUUGGUUCCACUCAUGCAGCUCUAUAUCACCCUGGAUCAGAGCUUCCAGUCCAAGACCUGCGGUCUGUGUGGCAACUUCAACAUGGUGCUGUCUGAUGAAUUGAAGACUCCACAAGGUUUAGUAGAAGGAACAGCAGCUUCCUUUGGAAAUUCCUGGAAAGCACAAUCCAACUGUCCUGACAGCACUGAGAUGCUUGAUGACCCCUGCAGCUACAACAUUGACAGUGAGAGCUAUGCAGAGCACUGGUGCUCUAAAUUAAAGGACAAGGAGGAACCUUUUGCCAAAUGCCACUCCACUGUUAACCCAGAAAACUACUACAAGAGAUGUAAAUACUCAAGUUGCACAUGUGAGAAGAGCGAGGACUGUCUGUGUGCUGUCUUCUCUUCCUAUGCGCGAGCCUGCAUGGCAAAGGGGGUAUUCUUGCAAGGAUGGAGAAACACAGUGUGUGAAAGGUAUGCUGAAAGCUGCCCAGCUUCCCAGGUUUUUUCCUACACGCUUCAGGGCUGCCAGCGCACAUGUGAUUCCCUCAGCUCAGAACGACAGGGCUGCAGCACUGACUUUGUGCCCGUGGAUGGGUGUGCUUGUCCAGAUGGGCUCUAUGAGGAUAAGGAUGGUUUUUGUGUGCCCAUGGACAAAUGCCCCUGUUAUCACAAUGGAGAGCACAUUAAUUCUGGCAAGUCGAUCAACAUCAAAAAUGAACACUGUGUUUGUACAAAUGGAAAGCUUCACUGCCACUCCUGGAGGUCCCGUAUUGCAGAAUGUCCAGAGCCGAAGGUCUUCUUUAACUGCACUGCAGCAGGGCCAGACGAGCAUGGGUUAGAAUGUGCAGAGACGUGUGCACAGGAGAACAUUGAUUGUUUCCUUGCAGAUUGUGAGUCUGGAUGUCAGUGUCCUAAAGGUCUGUUGGAUGAUGGCCGUGGUCACUGUGUUAAGAAGCAUGAUUGUCCUUGCAAACACAAUGAUCACUUUUAUGCUGGAGGUUCAGAAAUAACAGACGAGUGCAAUACAUGCACCUGUAAACAGGGCAAGUGGGAGUGUACUAAUAAAAAAUGCCCUGGGACCUGCACUAUAUAUGGGAGUGGUCAUUACAACACUUUUGAUAAGCAGACAUAUGGCUUCAGUGGAGAUUGUGGGUACAUAGCUGUCCAGAACAAGUGUGGCAGUAAGACAGGAACAUUUCGUGUGACCACAGAGAAUGUACCCUGUGGGACAACAGGAACCACUUGUUCUAAAUCUGUUCGGAUCUUUUUGGGAAACAGACUGCUGGAAUUAAAAGAUGGCAAUGUAACAUAUCAUGAACUUGAAACUGGUCCAGUUAUCAAGUUCACUGUAAGAAAUGUGGGCCUUUACCUGGUCAUUGAGACUUACAUUGGCCUUUCAGUGCUGUGGGACCGUAAAACAACAGUUCGCAUUAUUUUGCAACCCCAGCAUAUGGGAGAGGUUUGUGGGUUGUGUGGAAACUACAAUGGAAAUGGCAAAGAUGACUUUAUCACUCAAGGCCAGCUGCAAGUUUCUGAUGUUAUGGAGUUUGUAAACAGCUGGAAAGUAUACAGCCUGUGUCCUGAUGCGGUGCCAGACUUUGAUCCAUGCAUUGCAACACCUAACCGACAUACUUGGGCAAAAAUGCAGUGCAGCAUCAUCAAAUCUGACACAUUCAAAGACUGCCACAGCGAGGUGGAUGCUACUCCAUAUUUUGAUAACUGUGUAAGGGAUUCAUGUGCAUGUGAUACUGGUGGUGACUGUGAGUGUUUCUGCACUGCUGUGGCAGCCUAUGCUCAAGCCUGUAAUGAAGCUGGAGUCUGUGUGGCCUGGAGAACGCCAGAGAUAUGUCCUGUGUUCUGUGAUUUCUACAAUCACCAUAAUGAGUGCAUAUGGCACUACAGUCCCUGUGACACACCAUGCUACAAAACCUGCUUAAGCCCUACAGACAUCUGCACCAAUCCUUUACCCAAUUUGGAAGGAUGUUAUCCAAAAUGUCCAGAGGACAAGCCCAUUUUUGAUGAGAAGAAUCAGAUGUGUGUUGAGAAAUGUGAAGGAUGCUUUAUCAAUGGAACAGAGUAUGAAGAAGGGGAGGAAAUACCAAGUAAAAUACCGUGCAGUGUAUGUCACUGUGGUGAAAAUGGAGAGAUAAGUUGUUCACAACGACCAGGGUGCUGCUUUUACAAUGGAACAGAAUAUGGUGAAGAUGAUGUCAUUUACAAUGUAACAGACAACAUGGGAACAUGCUACUAUGCCAUCUGUCUAAACAGCACAGUCAUUGAAAGCAGCUUACCUUGCCCACCAACCACCUUACCACCAACUCUAUCAACACCAAUCACAAGCACAUUAACUACAGAAGCUUUAACUACUACGGAACUUCCUUUCACAUCAACUACACCCUUCAUAGAAACCGUCUCAUCUACAACAUUUAUAUCAACGGGAACAACAGCAGAAACACCCACUACUGGUUAUACAGAAACAUCAACUACUAGAGUAACAGAAUCCACUUCAACAACAGAGUCUGAAACAACACCAUGUGUCAUAUGUGAAUGGUCUGAAUGGUUCAAUGUGUAUAACCCCACAACAGGAGGAGGCCAUGAUUUAGAAACAUAUGAAAAUAUCAAAAAUAGUGACAAGACAAUAUGUGAACAUCCAGAAGACAUCGAGUGUAGGGCUGUAGUCAAACCUGAUGUGCCUUUUGAUGAAUUUAUAGCUAGUACAGGACAGGUUGUGCAAUGCAAUGUUUCCUUUGGAUUAGUUUGUGAACAAGAGAAACAGCCAGAGCGUCCAUACAAAUGUUUUGACUAUAAAAUCAGAGUACUUUGCUGUGGACCCUGUAUUGCAACAUCAACCCCACCUCCUGGUACAGCAUCAACAUCAAUAGGAACAACACAAACCUUAUCAACAUCAGUGGUUACAACUGAAUCAACAACCUCACAACUAACAACCACAACUGGACCGCCUAUUUCAACAACACCAGCUGAGGACAUCACAACUACUAUACCACUUGAGCCAACAUCCACAAGUGAAAAGACUACCAAAGCAACAACUACUCCAGUCAUUACAACUGAAUCAACAACAUCACAACAAACAACAACAGGAUUGCCAGGAUCACCUUCUAUAUCAACAACACCAGCUGAAGUCAGCACAACACCUAAACUAACUGAGCCAACAUCCACAAGUGAAAAGACUACCAAAGCAACAACUACUCCAGUCAUUACAACUGAAUCAACAACAUCACAACAAACAACAACAAGCUUGCCAGGAUCACCUUCUACAUCAACAACACCAGCUGAGGACAUCACAACUACUGUACCACUUGAGCCAACAUCCACAAGUGAAAAGACUACCAAAGCAACAACUACUCCAGUCAUUACAGCUGAAUCAACAACAUCACAACAAACAACCACAAGCUUGCCAGGAUCACCUUCUAUAUCAACAACACCAGCUGAGGACAUCACAACUACUGUACCACUUGAGCCAACAUCCACAAGUGAAAAGACUACCAAAGCAACAACUACUCCAGUCAUUACAACUGAAUCAACAACAUCACAACAAACAACAACAAGCUCGCCAGGAUCACCUUCUAUAUCAACAACACCAGCUGAGGACAUCACAACUACUGUACCACUUGAGCCAACAUCCACAAGUGAAAAGACUACCAAAGCAACAACUACUCCAGUCAUUACAACUGAAUCAACAACAUCACAACAAACAACAACAAGCUUGCCAGGAUCACCUUCUAUAUCAACAACACCAGCUGAGGACAUCACAACUACUGUACCACUUGAGCCAACAUCCACAAGUGAAAAGACUACCAAAGCAACAACUACUCCAGUCAUUACAGCUGAAUCAACAACAUCACAACAAACAACCAGAAGACCACCAGGACCAACGACAUUUACGACCACAACCCCACCAGUUGGGUCACAAGGUGUUUAUACAAGUUCAACAAAUUUACCUGAAGUCAGUACAACAGUACAGUACAAUAGUUCUCCAGUAAUUACGACUCAGGUAUCAACAACAGUUAAAGUCAUUACUACAACUGAGCCACCAUCCACAACUGGAAAAACUACCAAAGCAACAACUACUCCAGUCAUUACAACUGAAUCAACAACAUCACAACAAACAACAACAAGCUCGCCAGAAUCACCAGGAUCACCUUCUAUAUCAACAACACCUGCUGAGGGCACCACAACUACUAUACCACUUGAGCCAACAUCCACAAGUGAAAAGACUACCAAAGCAACAACUACUCCAGUCAUUACAACUGAAUCAACAACAUCACAACACACAAUAUCAACAGGGCGACCUGUUGUAUCAACAACACCAGUUGGAACAACCGCAGAAACACCCACUACCGGUUAUACAGAGACAUCAACUACUAGAGUCACAGAACCCACUUCAACAACAGAGUCUGAAACAACACCAUGUGUCAUAUGUGAAUGGUCUGAAUGGUUUAAUGUGUAUAACCCCACAACAGGAGGAGGCCAUGAUUUAGAAACAUAUGAAAAUAUCAAAAAUAGUGGCAAGACAAUAUGUGAACAUCCAGAAGACAUCGAGUGUAGGGCUGUAGUCAAACCUGAUGUGCCUUUUGAUGAAUUUAUAGCUAGUACAGGACAGGUUGUGCAAUGCAAUGUUUCCUUUGGAUUAGUUUGUGAACAAGAGAAACAGCCAGAGCGUCCAUACAAAUGUUUUGACUAUAAAAUCAGAGUACUUUGCUGUGGACCCUGUAAUGCAACAUCAACCCCACCUCCUGGUACAGCAUCAACAUCAAUAGGAACAACACAAACCUUAUCAACAUCAGUGGUUACAACUGAAUCAACAACCUCACAACUAACAACCACAACUGGACCGCCUAUUUCAACAACACCAGCUGAGGACAUCACAACUACUAUACCACUUGAGCCAACAUCCACAAGUGAAAAGACUACCAAAGCAACAACUACUCCAGUCAUUACAACUGAAUCAACAACAUCACAACAAACAACAACAAGCUCGCCAGAAUCUCCAGGAUCACCUUCUAUAUCAACAACACCAGCUGAGGACAUCACAACUACUAUACCACUUGAGCCAACAUCCACAAGUGAAAAGACUACCAAAGCAACAACUACUCCAGUCAUUACAACUGAAUCAACAACAUCACAACAAACAACAACAAGCUCGCCAGAAUCUCCAGGAUCACCUUCUAUAUCAACAACACCAGCUGAGGACAUCACAACUACUAUACCACUUGAGCCAACAUCCACAAGUGAAAAGACUACCAAAGCAACAACUACUCCAGUCAUUACAACUGAAUCAACAACAUCACAACAAACAACCAGAAGACCACCAGGACCAACGACAUUUACGACCACAACCCCACCAGUUGGGUCACAAGGUGUUUAUACAAGUUCAACAAGUUUACCUGAAGUCAGUACAACAGUACAGUACAAUAGUUCUCCAGUAAUUACGACUCAGGUAUCAACAACAGUUAAAGUCAUUACUACAACUGAGCCACCAUCCACAAUUGGAAAAACUACCAAAGCAACAACUACUCCAGUCAUUACAACUGAAUCAACAACAUCACAACAAACAACAACAAGCUCACCAGAAUCACCAGGAUCACCUUCUAUAUCAACACCAGCUGAGGACAUCACAACUACUGUACCACUUGAGCCAACAUCCACAAGUGAAAAGACUACCAAAGCAACAACUACUCCAGUCAUUACAACUGAAUCAACAACAUCACAACAAACAACAACAAGCUCGCCAGAAUCUCCAGGAUCACCUUCUAUAUCAACAACACCAGCUGAGGACAUCACAACUACUAUACCACUUGAGCCAACAUUCACAAGUGAAAAGACUACCAAAGCAACAACUACUCCAGUCAUUACAACUGAAUCAACAACAUCACAACAAACAACAACAGGAUUGCCAGGAUCACCUUCUAUAUCAACAACACCAGCUGAAGUCAGCACAACACCUAAACUAACUGAGCCAACAUCCACAAGUGAAAAGACUACCAAAGCAACAACUACUCCAGUCAUUACAACUGAAUCAACGACAUCACAACAAACAACAACAAGCUCGCCAGGAUCACCUUCUAUAUCAACAACACCAGCUGAGGACAUCACAACUACUGUACCACUUGAGCCAACGUCCACAAGUGAAAAGACUACCAAAGCAACAACUACUCCAGUCAUUACAGCUGAAUCAACAACAUCACAACAAACAACAACAAGCUCGCCAGGAUCACCUUCUAUAUCAACAACACCAGCUGAGGACAUCACAACUACUGUACCACUUGAGCCAACAUCCACAAGUGAAAAGACUACCAAAGCAACAACUACUCCAGUCAUUACAACUGAAUCAACAACAUCACAACAAACAACCAGAAGACCACCAGGACCAACGACAUUUAUGACUCAGGUAUCAACAACAGUUAAAGUCAUUACUACAACUGAGCCACCAUCCACAACUGGAAAAACUACCAAAGCAACAACUACUCCAGUCAUUACAACUGAAUCAACAACAUCACAACAAACAACAACAAGCUCGCCAGAAUCACCAGGAUCACCUUCUAUAUCAACAACACCAGCUGAGGACAUCACACCUACUAUACCACUUGAGCCAACAUCCACAAGUGAAAAGACUACCAAAGCAACAACUACUCCAGUCAUUACAACUGAAUCAACAACAUCACAACAAACAACAACAAGCUCGCCAGAAUCUCCAGGAUCACCUUCUAUAUCAACAACACCAGCUGAGGACAUCACACCUACUAUACCACUUGAGCCAACAUCCACAAGUGAAAAGACUACCAAAGCAACAACUACUCCAGUCAUUACAACUGAAUCAACAACAUCACAACAAACAACAACAAGCUCGCCAGGAUCACCUUCUAUAUCAACAACACCAGCUGAGGACAUCACAACUACUAUACAAGUUGAGCCAACAUCCACAAGUGAAAAGACUACCAAAGCAACAACUACUCCAGUCAUUACAACUGAAUCAACAACAUCACAACAAACAACAACAAGCUCGCCAGAAUCUCCAGGAUCACCUUCUAUAUCAACAACACCAGCUGAGGACAUCACAACUACUAUACCACUUGAGCCAACAUCCACAAGUGAAAAGACUACCAAAGCAACAACUACUCCAGUCAUUACAACUGAAUCAACAACAUCACAACAAACAACAACAAGCUCGCCAGGAUCACCUUCUAUAUCAACAACACCAGCUGAAGUCAGCACAACACCUAAACUAACUGAGCCACCAUCUACCACUGAAAAGACUACCAAAACUAGUGGUCCAAUCACAACACCAUGUUUCUGUGUUAUAAAUGGAAAACACUAUAAACCAGGAGAAACUAUAAUUAGUAACGCUGACAUAGGCUCAGGUAUUUGUCUAACCAUGAUUUGUUCUAAUAACUGUGUAAUCCAAAACACAACACAGAUAUGUCCUACUCCAUCAACUUCACCACCUCCAUCCAAAAACUGCUCAGAUUGGGGAGUAGGCGAAAAUGAAGUAUUUGAGAUCUGUAACUGCACUUGGGCUAGAUGCAUUGAGGACAAUAUUGUUGAGAUUAUCCCUUACGAGUGUCCACCUCCUAAGAACAUUACUUGUUCUAAUCGCAAGACGCCUGUUUUGGUGCCUGAUGAGAGCCACUGCUGUGAAGAAUAUGCUUGUGACUGCUUUUGUGAAGGCUGGGGUGAUCCUCAUUAUAUAACAUUUGAUGGACUGUUCUACAGUUUCCAAGGAGAAUGCACAUAUGUUUUAUUUGAGGAAAUGAGACCUAAACACCAUUUGAAAAUCUACAUUGACAACAUUAAUUGUGACCCUCUAGAGUCUGUGUCCUGUCCCAGAGCUAUUAUUGUGUCCUACAAAACACAGGUCAUCACACUGAAAAACAACAACCUUAUAGGAGAAGCCAAGCUAGAGGCUUUAUUAGGGCAUACUUCCAUGCCAUUACCGUUUGUUACCAGUGGAAUUAAAGUGCUAGAUUCAGGAUUGAACUUCAUUCUGGAGAUUCCACAGCUUGGUGUUGUGGUAAUGUUUGGGGUCACUGGGUUCAGUGUCACGCUGCCAUUCAGGCAUUUUGGGAACAACACGCAAGGACACUGUGGUACCUGCAACAACAAUAAGGACGAUGACUGCAUGUUACCAGGGGGAAAACUUGUAAAUGACUGUGCAUUAAUGGCAAACUACUGGCCAGCUAAAGACUUGUAUAAUCCAGAGUGCCCUGAGCCGCCAUUGUUGCCACCCACUGCUGCACCCACAAAACCUCCAUGCCCUGUUAACCCUGUGUGUGAGCUUUUGAAAAGCGAUGUGUUUAAAGCCUGCCAUCCCUUCGUCUCCCCUGAGAACUACUUUACAGGAUGCCAGUUUGACAGUUGUCAUAUGAGCAACCCAGCUGUGGUGUGCACAAGUCUGCAGACCUACGCCUUGACCUGCUCGCAAUUUGGCAUCUGCAUAAACUGGAGGAUCCAUUCUGAUCUGUGCGCUCAUACCUGUCCAAAAGACAAAGUGUACAAACCCUGUGGACCAGCUGAACCUCCAACCUGCAAAGACAGAAUUGGUGAUCAAGUUGUGAAUGUGACUACUGAAGGUUGCUUCUGUCCUGAGGGCACACUGCUUUUUAGUAAGGAGUCAGGAGUGUGUGUUGACAAGUGUGGCUGUCUGGAUUCCGGUGGCAAUGCACGAGAGUUUGGAGAGAAGUUUGAGUAUAUGUGCCAGGACUGUGUUUGCAAUGAGCCAACUCAAUCUGUGAUCUGUAAACCAAGACAAUGUUCAAACAACAACCAAAUUACCUGCAGUGAACCUGGAAACAUUUUGGUCAAUGUGACAGAUCCAGAGGACGACUGCUGCACUAUGCUAUCUUGCCGCUGUGACAGCGGCACGUGUCCCAUUGCAGAGAACAAGUGUAAGAUUGGUUAUAUUCCUGUGCUCACAGUACCAGACGGAAAAUGCUGCCCCGAGUAUACUUGCGAGCCAAAGAAGGUCUGUGUUCACAGAAACAUGGAAUAUAAGCCUGGUACUACAAUCCCUGUUGUGGACUGCCAGGAGUGUCACUGCACCUGGAAUGUAGAUCCACAGACACUGCUGUACAGGAUCCAGUGUGGAUUUGUGACUUGUAACGAGACGUGUGAGCCAGGACAUGAGUAUGUGGAAACAUCUUCUGAUGAAUGCUGUGGAAAUUGUGUAAGGACCAUGUGUGUUUUUAACUACAAGGGUAAAACACAGCUACUGAAGAGUGGAAAAGAAUGGACUCCCAAAAAUGAGGCCUGUGACAGGUUUAUCUGCGACUAUAUUGAUGGAGAAUAUGUAGUCACUAACUACAAGAUCCACUGCCCAUCAUUUAACAUUGACAACUGCCAGCCUGGUACAGUGCAGUUUGCUGCUGAUGGCUGUUGUCAAACUUGUGUGGAGAAGGACAAGGGAUGUAAAGUGCAAACCGUUGUUGAACACAUCACUCAUAACAACUGUAAGUCAAAAAGCAAAGUGGAACAAACACACUGUCAGGGACACUGCAACAGCUACAGCAUGUACUCUGAGGCGGGCUCGUCCUCGUGUAGCUGUUGUCAGGCUAGCCGCAGUAGUAAUCGAACAGUGAGUCUGGACUGUCUGAAUGGAGAUACGAUAUCACAUACUUAUGUCCACGUGGAGGAGUGCAGUUGUGACAAUACCAAAUGUCUUUCCAACACAUACUCGCGCAAAGGACAGACCCUUCGGAAACGCAGCUCCAAAAUCCCCUGAACAGCAAUUUUUUAACCAUCCUUAACAACUGCUGAAUAUUUCUUGGCUGUGAUUUUAGCUGCUAAACCUCAGAUCUUUUUCAUAGAUGUCUUUUAAAAUAGCAGAGUGUUUAAUUUUUUCUUUUAAUAAUUGUUAAAGCUGUUUA